This is a messenger RNA of Phaethon lepturus (White-tailed tropicbird), 181 nucleotides long. RefSeq names its product cyclin-dependent kinases regulatory subunit 2. The record is from RefSeq and is a predicted model, not a curated record. The annotation marks the transcript as partial. Gene Ontology annotation, biological process: regulation of mitotic cell cycle. The transcript is spliced from 2 exons. Gene Ontology annotation, cellular component: SCF ubiquitin ligase complex; cyclin-dependent protein kinase holoenzyme complex. Gene Ontology annotation, molecular function: cyclin-dependent protein serine/threonine kinase activator activity; ubiquitin binding; protein kinase binding. NCBI's taxonomy places the organism in Eukaryota, Metazoa, Chordata, Aves, Phaethontiformes, Phaethontidae.
ACAUGUGAUGCUGCCAAGAGAACUUUCAAAACAAGUGCCGAAAUCCCAUCUAAUGUCCGAAGAGGAGUGGAGACGACUUGGUGUUCAGCAAAGUCUUGGCUGGGUUCACUAUAUGAUCCACGAGCCAGAACCACAUAUUCUUCUCUUCAGAAGACCUCUUCCAAAGGAUGAGCAGAAAUGA